AGGCGCAUUCCAUAUUUACAAAUUUCAAAUGAUUAUUAUACCAGUUGAUUAAAAAAAAAAAAAAACCUCUUCCAAAAUGAUUUCUAAGUAUAUAUUGUCCUCACAAAGAACCCAACUUACACCCACCUGGGCCUUCGCCCUCCUUAUAAAUUCUCCCUCCUCGGUUUCUCUUUCUGACCAAAUUUAAAAACUCUGUCCUCUCUCUGAUACCCUGUUCUUGAAGUCAUUACUCUGUUUUCUGGCCCCUUCACUAUGUCUUCUUCCUCACUGUUCCUCUUGUUCUUCCUCUUAAUCUCUUCUUCAUGUCUUCCCUCCUUCUCAGAAUUACUUCUAUUGCCCCUAUCACACUCCCUUUCCCCCACUCAAUUCAACAGCACCCACCACCUCCUCAAGUCCUCCUCCUCUCGCUCCGCCGCUCGCUUCCACAACCACCGCCACCACCGCCGGCAACAACAACAACUCUCUUUGCCUCUCUCCGCCGGCAGCGAUUACACGCUCUCCUUCAACCUCGGCAAUGACCCUCCCCGACCAGUAACUCUGUACAUGGACACAGGCAGCGACCUCGUCUGGUUCCCUUGUGCUCCGUUUGAGUGUAUACUCUGUGAAGGAAAAUCGAAUCCUUCGCUCUUUCCCAAACCACCUAAUAUCUCUCAGACUCAAAAAGUUUCGUGUAAAUCCCCUGCAUGUUCCGCCGCUCACACCUCCCUCUCGUCCUCCGAUCUCUGUGCGAUUUCUCGGUGUCCCUUGGAAUCCAUCGAGACCUCCGAUUGUUCUUCUUUCGCUUGCCCUCCGUUUUACUACGCCUAUGGCGAUGGAAGCUUGAUCGCUCGUCUCUAUCGCGAUUCCGUCUCUAUUUCUUCCCUGAUUCUCCGGAAUUUCACCUUUGGAUGUGCGCACACCACGCUCGGCGAACCUGUCGGAGUCGCCGGAUUCGGUCGCGGAUUGCUAUCUCUUCCCGCUCAGCUGGCGACGUUCUCUCCCCAGUUAGGGAAUCAAUUUUCCUACUGUUUGAUAUCUCACUCAUUUGAUAAACAGCGAGUUCGCAGACCGAGUCCACUCAUUCUUGGUCGUUACGAGGAGGAUGAGAAGAGAACUGACGGCGAACUGGUUCAAUUUGUAUACACGCUGAUGCUUGAAAAUCCAAAACACCAGUAUUUUUACAGUGUUGGUCUCGCGGGGAUCUCUGUGGGGAAGAAGACUAUUCCGGCACCGGAGAUGCUGAGGAGGUUGGACCAGAGGGGAAAUGGUGGUAUGGUUGUUGACUCCGGCACGACGUUCACAAUGUUGCCAGCGAGUUUAUAUAACUCUGUGGUGGCCGAGUUUGAUCACCGAGUUGGACGAGUUCUCGAGCGUGCGAGUGAGAUUGAAGACAAAACUGGAUUGGGACCCUGCUAUUAUAUGAAGGCGAAGAACGAAACAGCAGUUCCGACUGUAACGCUGCGUUUUGAGGGGAAGGGAUCAGAUGUGGUGUUGCCUAGAAAGAACUAUUUUUACGAAUUUUUUGACGGUCGAGAUGACAAAAGGAAGAAGAGGGUGGGGUGCCUGAUGCUGAUGAACGGUGGAGAUGAUGCAGAACUCAGCGAAGGACCUGGGGCCACGCUUGGGAAUUACCAGCAACAGGGGUUUGAGGUGGUGUAUGAUUUGGAAAAACAGCGCGUGGGAUUCGCGCGGAGGCAGUGCGCGUCGCUCUGGGAUAGGCUGAACCAGAGAAACUAGUGGGUGUUGAAGCACAGUGGAUUCCAUCCCCUGUGGGGUUUUCAAGAGCUGUUCAGUUGUUUGUAUGUAAUAUGUAGAUUAUUAGGAUUUAGGGGUGGGUGAUGUGAAAAGUAUUGCCGAAUAAUUAAAUAUAUGUAAAGUAACUCUAUU
This is a messenger RNA of Neltuma alba, 1866 nucleotides long. Its product is annotated as probable aspartyl protease At4g16563. Gene Ontology annotation, biological process: proteolysis. Gene Ontology annotation, cellular component: extracellular region. The record is from RefSeq and is a predicted model, not a curated record. Gene Ontology annotation, molecular function: aspartic-type endopeptidase activity. Lineage: Eukaryota; Viridiplantae; Streptophyta; Magnoliopsida; Fabales; Fabaceae.